Messenger RNA from Sus scrofa (pig), 8487 nucleotides. The record is from RefSeq and is a predicted model, not a curated record. NCBI's taxonomy places the organism in Eukaryota, Metazoa, Chordata, Mammalia, Artiodactyla, Suidae.
GAACCCGCAUCCUCCCAGACACUGCGUUGGAUUCUUAACCCGCUGAGCCACAAUGGGAACUCCUAAACCACUCUUCUUAUUUGGACUAAAGCUUCUGACGGUCGUAACAGACAUGGGUGAACAAACGAGCGAGUGGUCCUCAGGAGAUAUGCUGAGUGAGUGAGCAGGCUUUCAGGGCGGCUUUAGGCCGUGCUGACGCUGUCAGGUCACCGAGAUGAGGGUGCUGCUUCGGCGAGCGGGUCUGCCUCGUGUUGGAGGUUGGGGGGUCUGGGCUCUGACGGGGCGGGAGGAGUCUGCCUUUUGCGCAUCCCAGGUGUGGCGGUGGGGCCUUGAGGUGAGGUGAGUCUGGUGCGUGAGCGGAGGUCACUGGGGUGGAAAGGUCGUCCGUGAGAGGAAGGGCCGUAGAUGAAGCGAGAGAGGCGGCCUGGUUCUCCGAGGGCAGAGGGAGGAGUCAAGAUUUUACGUUACUCGUGAUGGGCGGCCUGCUAGGGCGUCGCAGGGCUAAGGACUGGGGCCGCAGGACGGACUGGGGCGUGCGGCUCAGCUCGGAGAGGCAGCGGCGGGAAGCAGGGGCCCUGCCGGCUGGGUCGUCCAGGCAGGAAGAGGCGGCCGCAGUGGAGAUGGAGACGGGGCCGUGCGUGGCACGUGCGAUGUGGAGACAGAGCUCCCAGGACGUCAACUUUGUAGUGUGCCAACUCUUUGCCUUGCUAGCAGCCAUUUGGUUUCGAACUUACCUACAUUCAAGCAAAACUAGCUCUUGUAUAAGACAUGUCGUUGCUACCCUUCUGGGCCUUUAUCUUGCACUUUUUUGCUUUGGAUGGUAUGCCUUACAUUUUCUCGUACAAAGUGGAAUUUCCUACUGUAUCAUGAUGGUCACAGGCGUGGAGAACAUGCACACAUACUGCUUUGUGUUUGCGCUGGGAUACCUCACCGUGUGCCAGGUCACUAGAGUCUAUAUCUUUGACUACGGACAAUAUUCUGCGGAUUUUUCGGGGCGCAUGCCCAGCCUCCUGGAGUACUUGAGUUACACCUGCAACUUCAUGGGCAUCCUGGCCGGCCCGCUCUGCUCUUACAAAGACUACAUCACGUUCAUCGAAGGCCGAUCGUACCACGCCGCGCAGUCGGGCGAGAGUGGAAAGGAGGGGAUCCAGGGCGAAAGGACGGAGCCGUCUCCAAACGCGGCGGUGGUCCAGAAGCUCCUCAUCUGCGGCCUGUCCCUGCUCUUCCACCUGACCAUCUGCAGGAGGCUGCCCGUGGAGUACAACAUCGACGUGCAUUUUCAGGCCACGGCGUCGUGGCCCACCAGGGUUCUCUAUCUCUACGUCUCCCUUCUGGCUGCCAGACCCAAGUACUAUUUCGCGUGGACGUUAGCUGACGCUAUCAAUAAUGCUGCCGGCUUUGGUUUCCGAGGCUACGACAAGAAUGGAGCAGCUCGUUGGGAUUUAAUUUCCAAUCUGAGAAUUCAGCAAAUAGAGAUGUCAACAAGUUUCAAGAUGUUUCUUGAUAAUUGGAACAUUCAGACAGCUCUUUGGCUCAAAAGGGUGUGUUAUGAACGCGUCUCCACGAGUCCCACCAUCCAGACGUUCAUCCUGUCUGCCAUUUGGCACGGGGUGUACCCCGGCUAUUACCUGACCUUUCUCACGGGCACCGUGAUGACGUUGGCAGCACGAGCUGUGAGAAAUAACUUUAGACAUUACUUCCUCCAACCUCCCCAACUUAAAUUAUUGUAUGAUAUCUUAACGUGGAUAGUCACUCAAAUAGCAAUAAGUUACACAGUUGUGCCAUUUGUGCUUCUGUCUGUAAAACCAUCCUUCAUGUUUUACAGCUCCUGGUAUUACAGCCUUCACUCCCUUGGUAUCUUAGUAUUAUUGUUGUUGCCGGUGAAAAAAACUCCAAGAGGAAAGAAUACGCAUGAAAAUGCUCAGCUGUCACGAUCCAAAAAAUUGGACGAAGGAGAAAAUUCUUUGGGACAGAACAGUUUCUCCACGACAAACAGUGUUUGCAGUCAGAGCCAGGAAGUAGCCUCUAGACAUUCAUCAUUAAAGCACUGAUGGGGAAAACACUCUGACGGCUGUUUUUCGUAUGUUAACAGAAACCAAUCUUAGCACCUUUCAAGGGGUUUGUGUCUGUUUGGAAAGAGAGCACGUGGGGCGGGGGGGAAUCAGACAGUUCUGAGUAGCGAAUUCCCUGUUGACCAGAUUGGAAGUGGAGGGAAAUAUUCCUCCCCGCUCGUCCCUGGGGGCCACGCCUUACACAAAUAUUUCCAUUAUUGCAGUGGGCACUCGGGACCUCACCAUCCGUCCGUAGGGUCGUACAGGUGCCCUGUUGCUGAAUGUAUGUUGCGUAUCCCACGGCACUGAAGAGGAGGGCGAACAACUGUCAGUCCACGUGAUUGAGAAAAAUUAACUUUUCCAAAUGAAUGUCUUGCCUUAAACCCUCUGUUUCCUAAAAUAUUGUUCCUAAAUGGUAUUUCCACGUGUCCUAUUGUAUGAACACUAUUUCUCUGUUCUGUGUCGUAUGCUGCCCAGGAAUCCUGGAGGAAUUGGAACAGGAUACUUCAGAAUGUGGGUACUUUAACAUGCAAUAAACAUCUCAGUAUUUGAAGGGAUUUCUGAAAGUAUCUCGGAUGAGAACAGGGUGUGGUGAAACCGUAAACAGUCACGGAUGCCAAAUGAUAGGCAGUUUAUUUUCCUGGAGCGUUUAAUUACCCUGUGUCCGUCCGAAGGCCCUUCAAGGAAGGAUUUCUUAAACGUAAUUACAGCUGGUAAUGUGAUAUUUUAAGCUUAUUUUCCUUAAAAAAAAAAAAAAAAGAGAGAGAGAGAAGACGACAAAGGAAAGAAGGAAGGCAUGAAUGAAGAAAGCCCAGUGUGGACCAGAGUUCGAGCCGGUGGCGGCUGUGACAGGUACACACAGGUGUGCCGUGCAGGUGACAGGUGUCCAGCAGAAGGGCUUUUCACCCCUAUUUAUUGGAGUUCUUUGUGAUUCUGUAAGACAUACAUGUUGAAUGACUUUUUAAUAUGUUGGACUUUUCAAAGAAAUUUAUCAAGCGUAAAUUAUAUGGAAUUAUAAAAGUAUUAUGAAAAUUAAAUGGGAGAUUACACGAAGGUUUUGAAAGAGAGCUCAUUAAGGUUCCUCUCCAGCUAAUCACUUUUUAAAUCUUUGACAGUUUAAUUCAGAGAAUAAUCUAGUUUCCAAUCUCUUAACAUAUCACAUCAAAACUUUGCCAUUAACUCUUGUUCCUGAGUUUCAGAUUCUUUAAGAAGAAAAAUGCGCUUUGCUCUUAUGGGUCAUCCUGGCCAUGAUAAAUUUCAUCUAGAAUUGCUAGGUGUCUUCUUUGAUCCCACAGUCUUGUGAAGCUUAAGUAGCUGAAAGCAGAAGAGUGGGAGGCAGGCCAUGCCAGCGUGGCAUCAGGCUGAGGCCGUGGGUGAUGAAUCACGGGCCCUCGGGGAGAAGGAUGGGCAGGGCUUCCGACUGCACUUUCCUGUGACCCAUCCUUUUGUGGAAUUUGUUUUCUUUUUGCCUUAAAUUUUUUAAUGAAAUGCAAAUUGUCUGUCUGUGGGGAGUCUCUCUUUUUUUCCCUGUCAUUAAUAAAUUUGCAAAUGAAGUUAAAGACGGAACAGUUCUCUGACUUCAGCUAUGUAGUGUGUAAAGACGAAAGGAAAAGCAGAUAUACUUGGCACUUCUGAGGUUUAACCAGCAAAAGUAUCGGGGUAUCUCCCUAGAACUUUAGAAGUAGCCUAGUCUUUGUUUAUAUGAAACGUGUUUAUUUUUCUAAAAGUACAUCUUUUCUACCUGAGCAUGUUAGCCACGCCCUCUUACCUCCGGGGAAAGGCUGGAUUGCCACAUAAAUUUUUUUUCUAUUUUCCCAGGCAUUGAAGUGAAGCUACCUGCAGAAUGCGGGAGGUUAGAAAAGAGUAAUCCCAGAAGGUACCUACCCCGCCCCCCAGGGUCCCCUCAGUUUCAUUAGUGCUGCAGGGGACCUCAUGACUCUUAAGCAAAAGGGAGUAAGCUUAGAGCCUAAAAGACACGUCUAGGCAUGUCAGAAGUGAAAACAAGAAGACGAAAUACCUUUUUUUUUGUUGUUCAGCCUAUCUAGCUAUUAACAAAUAAUCAUGAUUCAUUUCCAUUACCUGACUCGAUUUCAUGUCUCAGCCUAUAAGCCUAAUAUCACCGUUAGCUAUUUUUGGCUCAAUGACUGUAAGUGGAGCCCUGUCAUCUAGAAAGCAGGACAAUUGAGGAAUUUUCCAAUUACUUGAAGAGAAAACAUUAUCAAUACAGUUUGGCUGAUUUCCACUCCCCCCAGGGAUUGUCUAGGUUUGGUUUUUGUUUGUUCGCUUUAUUUGCGGGGCGGGUAUAAAAGGAAUUUUGAAGGGCUUUUCUUUCAUCUUGUGAUUAAACAUACUUUAUGUCAUCUGGGAGAAAAACUAAAGAAAUGGUUCUAAUUCUCGGCUCUUUGCUUUUUCUCCCCAAGAAGACUUUUUGUGCUCUGUCAAUUGAAUAGAUCUACUUGGAGUGUUCGAAGGAUUAAUACCUUACUUCGAGGGGCAGUAGAAGACUUGAAAACUGGUGUAUGUCUACUAUGUCAGGUUCCAAGGGAUUCGUUGCAAUGUGUGUUUGCUUUUUGAAUCAACAGGAUAGGAUUCUGUGCCUAUGUGUGUUCUCUCUCCACCCGUUACUCGUCAUGAAAUCACUCCAGAGGUGGUCGGCCAACGUCAUGUUUAUAGUCUCGGUUAUGCGACUCAGGGACAAAAAUGAACAAAAUAAUGAUUUUUCCCUUACUUUUAUGUCUUGAAAUUAGGAACACUUCAUCUAUUUUGAUGUAUCUCGCCUGUCACCAUUUUGCAACUGGCUCAUUCUUGCUUUUUAAAUCAGCAUUUUUAAAUUGGAACUCAGGGUAAUUGAGGAAAUUUAUUUCGCUUCUAAAAUACCCAGCCUAAUCGCAGGAGGUUUAUUUGGCUUCAGAAAUGUCAGCCACCACGUGCUUUUUGGUUAAGAAGUUUUUUUGUUCCUGAUCCCCCACCACGUGUGAUGUUCACACGCAGGAUUUCCACGGGUACCGGUUUGAGAAAAAUUAGCCGUGAAAAGAAAGAUUUUAAAAAGCAGGGAGUCCCCGUUGUGGCUCAGUGGUUAGGGAACGUGACUAGUAUCCAUGAGGACGAGGGUUCCAUCCCUGGCCUCCCUCAGUGGGUUAAGGAUCUGGUGUUGCCGUGAGCUGCGGUGGCGGCUGCAGACGUGGCUUGGAUCCCGCAUUGCUGUGGCUGUGGUGUAGACCAGCAGCUGCAACUCCAGUUCGACCCUUAGCCUUGGAAGCUCCAUAUGCCGAGGGUUGGGCCCUCAAGAGAAAAAAAGCAAGCGAGGGUACCCACGUGGAAGGACACCUUGUCCUGGGGGCAGCCCUGGAUGCUCCUCUGGCUCUGUCGUUAGUGAGCCUGGUGACGUGGCCAAGUCACCGGUCCUCCAAAGCUCCUUAAUCAGCUCAGAGCCUUGGUUCCCAAAGUUUAUGACCAGUUGUGUUGGUAACGGGUGGGAAAAGCUGCGAGACUCUGUAAGCGGCUCGAGCCAGGGGCACCGAACAUCAGGAUUGUCCUCGGAGUCGUUUCCUCUUUACCCCUUGAGCUCCUUCUUUGUAAACGUUGAGGCAGAGAGGACAACCUUUCAAUCCGUUCAACUGGAAGGCACGGCAACACGGCACUUCCUCUGAACGUGGCCCUUAAAGUGGAUCUUUCGCGGUGAAGUCCUCUCCGCUGCGGAGAAUAUGUUCUCCCUCUGCUUUCUCUGCUGUUUUGGCUUCUGUUCGUGCUAUGUGUGCAAUCAAUGAAGACAGAUGCUAGAAACCAUUUCAUAUGAAUCACCAACUUUCCUGAACAGGUUUACUACCUGUAUGGUUUCUCAAAUAUUAUUUACUUCAAAGAUAUUUAAAGAAUAUUUAAUUUCGUUAUAGCCUAGGGUAAACCACAGGAAAAAAAAGCACUUGAAAGUAAUUACAAACCUUAUACUUUUAUGCGAGGAUAAGAUGACACUUAGGACAAAAAUCUUCCCUCUUUAAAAUUUAUACCUUGUACGUUUUUAUUUGUGUAUCCAUGGAUGACUCUGGAUGCUUGUGCUUUUUUAUUUUGUUUGUUUGUUUUGUUUGUUUGUUUUUUGCCUUUUCUAGGGCUGCACCAGCGGCAUAUGGAGGUUCCCAGGCUAAGGUCUAAUCGGAGCCAUAGCCGCCGACCUACACCCCAGCUCACGGCAACGCCGGAUCCUUAACCCACGGAGCGAGGCCAGGGACCGAACCCGCAACCUCAUGGUUCCUAGUCGGAUUCGUUAACCACUGCGCCAUGACAGGAACUCCUUGUUUGUUUAUUUUGAAUUGUCCAAAAUUACGUAUGGAUUUGAAGGGUUCCAUAUACAGUUGAAAGAAAACAUUACUCGAGAGAAUAAUUGUUUCAGAACGGCUUCUCUUAUUACUGUGUCCAUGAAGGAUUUGUCCGGAAUUUUAGAUGGAAACCAGUAUUUUGUGCAGUUUUUAUUCAGCCGCUAAUAGUCCAUCCUGGCUGAAGCUGAACACCUCGGAUUUAACAUAGGUGCAGAAUUCUCAGUAACACUGUGAAAUGGAAUCUUAACUGCACUCAAGUACCUUAAAAAACUGCACUUGACUCAGUGUACGUUUAACGGAUGGCUGAUCGCUUGUAACUUGAGUUAGAUGCCGAAAGUUCUGCUUUCUACAACCCUUUCUGGUAAAGGUGUGUUCGUAUCAAUGCACCCGCCUUACACCGAAGGGAAAGAGUUACAUUAAAGGAAAGAAAUUCCACUCUGAACGGUGGAAUCGAAAGACUAGGAUGCACAGGGUCUCUGUGUUUUGCUGCAGCACCAGGCAGUCAAGUCUGUUUAGAGCAACGCAUUACAGAAGACUCUUUGAGACACGAUGCUCCACCUUGUUGGCAUUUUGUAGGACUGCUCUUAGCAUCAAGGACUAAACUGCUUUUUGAGGCUCUUGUAAGAGGAUGCAGCCAAUUACAUUUUACUUGGUGGGCUGCUUCAUAAUGUUUUUAUGUAUUUUAAAAUAGUAUUUAUUUGAAUAGGUUUGUAACAGUCUGCAGGCUCUGUGGGUCAUGGAUUGGGAAAACUUGCAGAAGUGGAGCCUAAAGACACAUUUUAAUGCCAACUAAUGUGUCUUGCCAGUAAACCUGCUAACUGUCUUCUUUCAGUACACUUUUUAUAAAGCAAAAACAACAAAACAAAGAGCCCCAAAACCGUCCGUUCUGUAGAGAGGAGCACGAAGCAUCCAUACGCAGCACCGGCUAAAGCUGCUGACCCAGUGGAGCCAUCUCUCUCCAGUCACGUUUUAUCACAUGUCUGCUGUAAAAGGAAAGGGACUGGAGUUCCUGCUGUGGCUCAGCAGGUAUCCAUGAGGAUGUGGGUUCGAUCCCUGGCCUUGCUCAGUGGGUGAGCUGUGGUGUAGGCUGGCAGCUGAAGCUCCAAUUGGACCCCCAACCUGGGAACGUCCAUGUGCCAUGGGUGUGGCCCUAAAAGCAAAAAAAAAAAAAAAAAAAAAAAAAAAAAGGAAAGAAGGAAGAAAGGGAAAUACAGCGAAAGACCAAAAGUGACUGAGCGGCGUCAGCAGAAUGACUAACCAUUUUCUUAAUACCACGUUUGAAGUGGAAGAGGUGACUGGCCUUUUGCUGGAGUCAUAAAUGACAGCGUUCUGCCUGGUCUCUAUUUUGGGGUAACAGCUUGGAGCAGGCGAUUGGGUGAUACCCCUCUGUCUUUUCUUCUUAAAGGGCAAGGGCGUGUCGAGUGUUUGACAGACUUUAUUUCAAAUAUGCCUCUUUUAAGUAUUUUUGAUUCUGUGUCUACGGGAUCGGUCAACCAGGCACAUUUGCUCUGACUUUUUGAGCAAGGAGACAGGAAUCCAACACGCAAGCCACACAUGCUCUAAGCCAGUCCCCUCCACCUGCUGUCACCUCAGCUGCCCCCUCUCCGAGCCAGAGGGAAGGACGCAGAGCAAUAAGAGGGACAGUAAGAGCAAUUCCAGUGAAACGAGGAGGGUUCUCCACCCAGAGGGAAGAGCUGUGCUUUCACUCCUGCCUUCUUUUCCAGGUUGCACCUUGACCUCUGCCUAGGAGCUGAACCUCGUUACCCAAACACGACACGAGGAAGCUCCCAACUCCAGGCAGUGUUUCCCGUCCUCGUUUGCCUUCCCUGGGGGACUAGAACGCAGUGUUCUGUGCUUUUUGUUUUUCUUAUUCCAAAGUAUUUUUUAAAGGAGUGUUACUUUUCGACAGAUCCAUAAAUGAGUUCCCAUCGUAUGGUAAACUGAAACCACCACUGUGUCAGUUACACGGUGCCGUGAAACGUGGACAACCACCCAUUUCUAUUCUGUGUCCUCAGAGCCGCCCCGGUGGCUUAUUGCUGGGUUUUCAUGAUGUUUUUAACUGAACGUAUAAAUGUUUUUCUUUUCUAAUGUGUGUCCUUAAAAAUGAUUAAAUGGUAGUUAAAAAA